GUGGCAGCGAUGGCCCAGGUCCCCCGGCUCUCGGCCCUGUGGGCAGCUGGCGCGCGCGUGUCUCCGCGUGUCUGCGCGUGUGUGUCCGUGCGUGUGAGUGAAAUGAGGUGGAGUCCUACGCCUGGGUGUUUCCUUCCAAGAGAUUUUGAUCAGCAGUCAUGGGAAAAAAAAUUCUGGCUAAAAAGGAUGAAAACGGAGUAAGUACACAGAACUUUGAACUUGAAACAGAACGCGACCAAACGCAAGCAAAACCCUGACAGUAACCCCACACAUUCAAACUGCUAUUCCCUUCUUGUGUUAAAGGCCGCGGAUGCUGACAGCAAAGUGGCAACUGAAAACUGAACGAAGGGAAGCCGUUCAGAAACCGCUGAGAGCAGGGCGGCUUUCAAACCGGAGGGAAAAUGAGAAACUGCUAGGGGCAACCUGGCCUGCGCCCAGCUGUGCAACAGGCACUUCGCGUUCCCUCUGCUGCUGCGUCUUCGGGGCUCUUUUCAGACUCAGGUCCGCUUUACCGUGCUUUCUCUUUGCCCCAAAGCCGAGACAAGCUGAACUCCUAAGUUUAUGACUGUUGUGGAAAUAAGAUAGUACCGGAAGAAACUCUUACCAGCCCGGGAUGCAUUCGGAUGAUUUCUUUACGACUCUCAUUAUUUUGACAUCUUAAAAAAAGAAUAAGCAAGUCGGUCACUUUUUACUGUCCUUCACGAAAGGGCUCUAAACACCUCGGACCGCUGGGACCUGUGUGAGUCUUUGGCAUGAACCUUCGGAAUGUUCUCAAGGGGAGUUGGGGCGAAUUUGAUUGGAGUUGUGCAAAAAGAAGACAGAUGUGUACUUUUUCCAUGCUGACAGCGUGGCCAGGGGCCAAGUGAAGGUGGACUGGUCAUGGUCUGUCGACCGGGGUUCCUUUGUCGCCGGCGAUUUUGCCCCCGACCUUUCUUGGUGGGUUUGGUGGUGGCAAUCUGUCUCUUUUACCAGACUCUGACAUUCCGAGGGGCUAAGAAGCUUGCAGCCGAGGUUCCUGGGUCUGUUCCUCACAUACCCUCACAAACCCAGGCUAGCAGAUGCGAGCAAGGCUAUCCACGGGACAAACGGUGCUUCCAUCUCUCCGCAAAUGCCCAGGAAAUCAGGAAGAUUGAAGAAUCAAUCGAGACACACUUUGGCCAUCGCAGCAGAAGAGCUGUCCUCUUCAGCCCUCCUUCGUAUGGUGGAGCCGAGCUUCAGACCCUCCAGUACCUCCUCCAUCAGCAUGGCUACAGUAUUGUCACUGUUGAAGAAAGGCUUGGUGCUGGCCUAGGUCUGGAGCUGCUGGGCCAAGGUGAUCUGAACUCCUGGGAUGUGUUCAUUUGCCUGCCUUCCAGAGAAGCCGGUGGGAAACCCUGCAUACCCAGGGAGCACAUGUGUCGACUAAGUCUACAUCAAAAGAUAAAUGUAUUACCAGAAAUACAGUCUCAGCUCUGCAGAAAAGAAGGCCUGUGUCAGAUGAUCAGAAGAUUUCCAGAACUACGGCUUCCAGUGAGUCCCUCUGUGUGCCUGGAUCAAGGGACACAGUCACAGCUGCGUGCCUCCAGUCACCUCUUAAACGGAGCCAAGCCACAUAUAUGGAAACCAUGGGACUGGCAACGCGAACAGCUGAAUCACACCACAGUCCUUGCUCCACGUGAAGCAAUCUUCAGAGCCGAAGAGCUAUCUGUGAUUCUUAAAGCCUAUGUGUUGGUGACCUCCUUAAGGCCGUUGCGUGCAUUCAUUCAUUCAACCGGCACGGUGUGGAGCCCACCAAAGAAGAAACGCUUCACUGUCAAGCUGCAAAUGUUUUUUGAGACAUUCCUGAGGACAAGUUCACCUCUGCAGGCAUUGGAUAGCAUGAAAGAAGCAAUUAGCAAGCUCUUAUUGGUGGCCGAGGUGUUCAGUGAAGCAUCUACUCUGGGACCAAAGACCUUCCAUAAAUGUAGACAGUGUUUUCAGCUUUUGACUUUUGAUAUUGGUUAUGGGGAUGUUGGAUAUCCCGUAGUGCUGCAGGUACAUGAGCACUUAAAAUUUCAAGAUGACGAGAAUUUCAAUUUGGAGGACCAAAAUACAGAAAAAAUCCUUUUGGAGGAUACUUUCAAUUUCCUCUUCUCCAAUACAUCUUCACUUCCCUUAUUUUCUGAGCUAUUGCAGAGGUUUCAAAGAGCCGGUGCGUUUGAGGAUGGAAACCAUCAAAAGGAGCUCAAUCAGUGCCUGUCCUUAGAGGAACUUCACUCAGUUAGGACGUUUGUAAAGGAACUUGGGCGUCUGGGAGAAUUCCAACUGCUCUUCCCAUCCACCGCUCCUGGGAUUCAGGCUGUGAUGCGUGAAUUUUAUGAUAUGGCAACUCCUGGCUCAGUCCUGUCCCAAUACUGGUCUCUUUUAAAUGUAUUUGAACAAUUUUGGCCCACAAAUAAAAAGGAACGGCUACAUCCACUGGAAUGGAAUUCUUCAACAAGAAACGAGGCCAUUAAGAAACCACAAAAGUCAUUGGAAGCAAUCAACAGUAAAAAAGAUGCAGUUCCACGAGUUUCGUAUGAAAAUAAAGAUAUACAUUGCAGUAAUGAGGAAGACACACUUUGCCAUAUCAAGAAGAUCUUCACCCAUCCCCGUUUGGAACUGAGUCCCGAGUUUAAUCCGAAGAUCAAAGAUUAUUACUGUGAAGUGCCAUUUGAUGUGCUAACAGUAAGGAUCGGAGCAGAGCCUUCUAAGUGUCAGUGCAAGGUGCACCUGCAAGAGCGGGCAGGCCCGAGCUUUGCCAAUUAUCCUCUGGGAUUAGGAAUGAACAGAAUUUCCAUGCUCGUGGUGGAUGAAUCUCCAGCAGAGGGUGACAUGGUAACCACGUAUAAACUCACCAUUUAUAGAGAAGAUCGUCCAAGUCUGCCCUUCUUUGAGGACUUUACAGCGUGCGGUUUUGUACAAGACUGUGGCUUAUUGAUUAACCCGGAAGAAGCCUGUGGGUUGCAGCCUAUUUCUUCAGACUACAUUGAAGCCAUUUCACAGCCUAAAAUAGAGAGUUGUCUGUCUGGGGACACUAAAGGCCGGUGGAUUGUGCCUUGCCUCAGUUGUUCAGACAACAGGACCUGUGACUGGCGAGAAAUAACCUGGCAGCCACACAACUGCCAACAUGACAUCCUAACCAAGCCAGAACUUCAGCAGUGCCUGCGUGGGAGGAAGAUUCUUUUCAUUGGCGAUUCCACCAACAGAGGAAUGAUGUACUAUCUUAUUGAGAGACUGAACGAAACCCUGCAGGAGUGGCAGAAGGUGCACGGCACUAAACUGUAUCCUGGUGUCAACGGGGGGAAGACUUUGAUCAGCUACUCCUACUACCCCCAGUUCUGGAUAAGCCCUUCACUGAGACCAACAUUUGAAAAAGCGCUUGAGCAUCUCUUGCAAAGAUCACAUCCCCUAGAGAAUACUGACCAGACAGUAUUGGUUGUUGGUGGUGUUCAGUGGCUCAAUUCCAAUCACCUGCAAAUUAUUCACAAGGUUUUAAAGAGGGAAAACUUGCUCAAUAUCCUAGUGAUCAUCAAAACUUUGGGGAUUGGAUUUCAUCUGCCAGUGGACGGGGUGCAUUUCCUAACACAGAGUGAAGUACGAAACUUAUAUAAAGAAAAUCAGAACAUUCUGGAAGCUGCCAAAAACUACGGCUAUGAAGUAGUAGACACAUUCACUAUCACGAUGGGACGACACAAGGAAUUCCUGCAGGGCAAUUGUGGAUGCCAUUUCCAUGAGGUGGUUAAAUCGAAGUUAUCCAGAGAGCCCCACGUUCUCAAGAUGAAAAGAUCCAAGAACCAUACUGUGGAAAAAUACUUCAGCAAUCAAAACAAACGGCACCGACAAAAUUCUGUCCCAAAUGUUCAUUCGCCAUAUCAUGUCAGAGGGCCAAUAAAUCAGGUUUGUUCUGAAAUCCUGCUCAGCAGGAUGUGUGCGAGUCAGCGGUCUGCGCAGGCUCCCUGAAGAAGAGGUGAAUUCAGAAUGAGAGAUAAGCCUGUCUUCUCCAGAUAAGCCUGGACAAUGGUCUGAGAACCAGAUGUGCCUCGCUCAUGCUUUGCAACGAUUGCACACUCACCAGGGCAAGCAUGCACACCAAAGCACGCGCCUUACCAAAGAGGAAUGACAUCUUUUUCUUAUAACAGAACGCCGUAAAAGUGACCUUGAGCAUCCAUCCAUCCUUGGUUUCAGACCCAAGGACAGAACUAUAAGGAGAUCACUUGAAAGGUGAUCACAAACUAGGACCACAUGGACCAGGUACUGUAGUGCAAUGAUAAACAAAACUAUGGAAAUGUAAGAACAUGGGCAUAGGGCAAUGCUGUUCCUGCGCUCUCCUCUCCAUAGGCAUGCUAACGUGGGAAGAAGCAAUUACAUUCCGCAUGGAGGGAGAUAACACUUCAGUUCUUUACCAGGAGAAAGAGGGCUAUUUGUGGAGGUUUGGGCUUUGAGGAUCUAAUGCUUAUAAAAAAACAUUUCUUGUUAUACUUUUAAAAGUUUGUAAUGGAAGGGCAAGAACAGGAGGAGAUGCUCUGCAGGGGGAUUCAAAGGGAUUCUCGGCGUGUGAUAAGAAGCGAUAUUGUUUUGAACUCUGUGCUCUUGUGAGUUCCACAAACAUCCCUCUACGCCAAACUGUGAGCCCGGAUGGGGAGCACAGUCUAAGUUGCUGAUAGAGUUUGAAGUGUGGGGCACAAUAAAGUUCCCCAUUGGUUACCUUGUUCCUUUUUGUGGAUGCUCUCUCUGAAGAAGCUUUCCCUUGUCCCUUUAAAUGUAUCUCAUCUAAGACGACGGUUACAUUUUAGAUAUCUUCCCAAAGGACUGCAGAUUCUCAAAUGUAUAAGAAUUUUCUAUGUACCCACAAACAGUACUAUGUGACUAGUAUCUGUAUUUUCAUUUGAACAAAUGUGUUUAAUUUAAAGUAGCCUUACAAGAAUUUUUAUGAAAAUUGUGGUAUAAGUAGGGAACACACCUAUUUCUAGCCUUGAGAACUUUCACGUCUGUCUUUUUAGGUACAAAAGGAAAAAUUGCCUUAUUAUACAAAUUGUUUUACGAGAUAACAUCCUACUGCUAUCUAUGGUGAGUUUUAAAGAAUGAGUUGAGCCCGAGAAGAAGAAGCUGAGAGGCCUAACUCAGUAUGUAGCUAAGAUUACUAACUGUACAAAUACCUCAAAUUCAUUGCCAUAAAAAAUGAAACUGUUUGGUUCUAUUGACCCGAGUUCUCUAGAAUGCAUAUCCACCUCCUUCAAAUAUUCUAUUUUUAUAUCUAUUUUUAUAAGAACAUAAACAUGAAUUUAUAUUUAACUGUAUUAAAUUAUAUUUAAAUAUGCAUAUCACUUUGAUAAAAACAGCAUAUGCAUUUAGAAAUAGAUUUUUUUGAACAGCGGUACCAAAUUAACUUAAAAAUUACAUAUUUUCCAUACAAACAUCUAUAUACAAACACGGUUUUUAGAUUUUCAGUUAUUUUUGAUGUUAUGAAAUGCAUCAAAUUUUAAUGCAUUGCAUAUUCCACAGCAGUAUUACAGUUAAUGCUAGCUUUUGGUAACUCACUAGCAGGCAAUGUCACUGUAAAAACUCUCUGACUUGAGUUAGCCUGGCAUCUUCUUCUUCACCACUGAAAUAAUACUAAACCUUAGAAACAAUUGUAAUGUAUUUUCAAUAAAUGUCAAACUGCUUAAAAA
Molecule: messenger RNA, 5669 nt
Organism: Arvicola amphibius (Eurasian water vole)
Lineage: Eukaryota; Metazoa; Chordata; Mammalia; Rodentia; Cricetidae
Gene: Cped1
Product: cadherin like and PC-esterase domain containing 1
Exons: 22
Coding region: 880-3960 (1026 amino acids)
Source: RefSeq, a predicted model, not a curated record